AUGUCACGGCAGAACAUUGUAAAAGUCACAUCUUUGGUUCACACCUCCAGAGGAAGAUGGCCAGCAGCAACAGGCGCGGCCUCCAAGAAGGAGCGUGGGGGUUUACGUCAUGAAGUAUGCCAAGAAAGUGAAACUGGUGAAGCUAUUGAGCCGGAUUUGGACGUGGAGUUCGAAGAGGAAGCGUUUGAUGAUCCGGGUUUGACAGAAUCAAGUCCCAAAGCUACCCAGUCAGGACGCAAGAAAGACAAGAAAUCUACGGGGACUGAUUCUGUUACUGAGGAACAAGCUAUUGCAUCUGCAUUACUGCAGCUGCAGAUAUGUAGCCGGUCAAAAUUCAUACAAAACUUCAACCCCAAAAUCAGUGAGAGAGUCUUGCGCAAGAAGAAGACAGUGCAACAUUCCAGAAGCACAGGAAGGACCAGGAGCCAGAAUCAGCAGUGUGUUUAUGGACCUGAUGGCACACUUGUUAAUUCUGACAAAGAUUUAUGUGACUGCCUGCAGAGUGACUGUCCUGGAUGCUACUACCCUUGCCCAAAAUGUGGUUCUGGAAAAUGUGGCAGUGAAUGCAGGGUGAACAGAAAGUGGUACUAUGAGAAAGUUGAAGUCGAGGGAACAAAGCUGAUUUGGAAAAAUGAAUUUGUCAAGAAAAAAUAAUUUUUACCUCUUACUAUCCACAUAGGGAAGCAUUUCAUUACACAAUUAUUUUUGUUACUUCAAACCAAAGCUCAUAUUCAGUAUUCUAAAGUUAUUUUUUUAUAAAGAUUAACAAAAACAAGAAUAACGUUUUUCAAAGAGCAAAUCCAGAAGCUGUAUGAGGGCUCGAACCUAUGCGCUGGGUGUUCCCAGAUGUGUAUGUUGUUUUCAGUUUAUAUAUUAUUUUUGUAUUAUUUAGGUUAUCUUAAAGUGUAAAAGAUUUUACUGAUACAGGGUGCUUGCCAUUUUUAUACACCCCCUUUUCUGUUUUUGUUAUUCCAUGUUCAUGUGUGUCACUAUAACAAAAAUAAACUAAUAAAAUAUAUUUGUUUUGGCAGCUUGUGAUAUAUUUUGUUGUUUUAGCUAAUUGCAUGUUGCAAUAUAGUAUUUAAACAGUAUUAACCUGUUGGAUGCUCACUAAUAGCCAUGUUGAGGACAGGUAACUCAGUAAACAUGACCAAUCACUGUGGCCUUCCUCCUACUACCGAAAUUUGCAGGAAGACAUGUCUCCGACUAGACCACAUGUUGGUCACACAAGAUUAACUCGUGUUCACUAAACAAAAUCCACACACAUAUGUAGUGUAGGCUGACUUCAUACACAGUUUCAAAUGUAGAUAUGACAGAGCUCGAGAAGCUCAGGAAUCUGUACACCAGUAGAUUGAUGGUUGAGAGGCGGGACCAAAGAGCCGAAACUCAACCCCCACAAGCACAACUAUGUGAGUAAACAUGCACAAUUCCUGAAAGCAGCAACAUCACGAACACGAGGACACAGAUUCAAGGUUAGGAAACAAAGGUGCCCAAAAAAUAAUAUAAAAUUUUCUUUUGCAAACAGAGUGGUAGACGGUUGGAACAAGCUAAGUAAGACGGUGGUGGAGGCCAAAACCAUCAGUAGUUUCAAAUUGUUAUAUGACAAAGAGUCUGGGGAGAUGGGACACUAUUAGCAUAGCUCUUAUCCAGUAACUAAACUUAGGUAAUUACUGUACGUACGCACGCACACGCGCGCGCACACACACAC
Messenger RNA from Procambarus clarkii (red swamp crayfish), 1708 nucleotides. NCBI's taxonomy places the organism in Eukaryota, Metazoa, Arthropoda, Malacostraca, Decapoda, Cambaridae. The record is from RefSeq and is a predicted model, not a curated record.